AUGGCCAGCCCGUUGACGCUCCAGGAUAUCCUCGACUUGAAGGGGGAAGAUCCGCUGCUAUUUCUGUUGAACGAGCGCAACACUCUCGCGUCGCAGAACAACCAGCUGUGGAAUCUGAUAGACAGGCAGAAGUCGACGAUAAAUAAGCUCAAUGUUGAGUUGGAUACGCUGCCACACGAGCAGCAGCAGCACUCUCAACCCACACACCACCUUGCACUGUCGAAAAAAUCACACUCGCACGACGACGCGAUCAAUCUUCCCAUCAAGCCUGCAAUGCUCUCUGCUAUGGAGAAAGCUCAGCUUUCGCAGCAGCACAAGUCCAAGUCUAGCCCAUACAUGCAACACGCCAGCCACUCAUUUAACACGCUCCCUCAAGCACGCAGUCACUACCAGCAUCUUUCUCCAAAACAGCCCGCCAUCACGCCUUCUGUCAAGACUGCUGCUCCCCCAGUACCUGUCUUCAAGCUCACUCCAACUCUCGUUCCUGCUCUCCAACUUGCCGUGCUGUCUUCAUCAGUGAAACCUAACAAAGACAACAAGAGCGUGUAUAGCUUUACUAUUACCGUCAAGUAUGAGCCAUCGAAUGCUGAGUGGAAAGUCGACAAAUCAUACGAUUCGAUACACGCACUUGAUAUCAAAGUUAGGGAGAUUAUCAAAAAACCUUACUUCAAGCAUACUAAGGGUAGACUGGUGUCCUUGCCUGAUAAAAGCAUUUUCAAGGACAGAUCCCCUAGUAAAGUUUUGCAGCAGAAAACACAGUUAGAAAACUAUUUUCACUCGAUAAUAUCAAUUCCACAUACCUACACUAUCAUUCCCAAGAAUAGCGCUACUCCACAUAUGGAACUAGCUGCCUUCCUCUCUUCAGACUUUGUCAGACCAAACCAAGCAUCCCAAAUCAACGGCACCAAAGAUGGCUACCUCACCAAGAAGGGCAAGAACUUGGGUGGCUGGAAGACGAGGUAUUUUACCAUAGGGAGGGAGGGUAUACUCGAUUACUACGAGCAACGAGGCGGUAGCCAAAUUGGUAGUAUAAGAAUACACGACGCAUCUAUCGGCAGGCAGCAUCCAUCUCGGGCAUCGUCUGAUUCCAGCUCAGCAAAUGAACGAGACAGCGCAUUCAAGCAUGCUUUUCUUAUUCUAGAAAGACACCAGGCCACGCAGAAUGAAAAAGAUAGACAUAUACUAUGUGCUGAGAAUGACUUGGAGAGGGAUAACUGGAUCAACACUCUACUAUGGCAUCAAAGGACACAUAGCAAUGUUGGUGGUGCCUCUUCGCCCGUUUUGCAUGAGAGAACAAAUAUAGCAGAAGAUAGCACUCCGAAUUCUGCCAACAACGGGUUGAAACGUCGGGCGACGUCGUUGAAAACGCGUUCAUUAGAAACACACAAAUUGAAAGAUGUGGAGCGUCCACGCACUUCCGACAGCAAACCCAUAUCGAAAGAGGAAAUCCAGCCGUCGAACUCAGUCAGUCUCACCUCGCUGCCGCCUGAAGUCUCCUCCAAAUUCUCCAUACCGAAGGUACUCGCUGACGCCCGAAAUACUGGGAAAGUCGACGCUCUUGGCAUAUCUCAACAUGGCGAAAGUGCAAAUUUACUCCCACAACGCCAAGGUAGCAUACAUUCCUUGAGUGGGCAGUAUAAGGCUGUCGGCGCUAAGCUCAAUGAAUCGUGCGAAAGCAUAGACAAGUCUGAGAAGCAGCAUGAGCGUGAUCAUAAAGGGAAAAGUCGUGGGUUCUGGGGUGCCUUUAGUGGGAGUAGUAGUGGGAGUUCCAAAGACAAAUCAGCACCAAAGCUGCCUGUUUUCGGUGUACCAGUUGAUGAUUCACUCCAACAAGCCCAGAUCGCUGGCUUGCCUGCUGUGGUGUUUAGGUGCAUUCGAUACCUUCAACACGUUAAAGCUGAAGAGGAGGAGGGCAUAUAUAGGCUGUCAGGUUCGAGUACCCAGGUGAAGGGGCUCAAAGAGCGCUACAAUAGUGAAGGAGAUAUAGACUUGAUUGAAAGUGACGACGUUUUCGAUCCACAUGCUAUCACGGGUUUACUCAAGUUGUACUUUAGAGAGUUGCCAGUUAGUCUUCUGACGAGAGAACUACACUUUCAAUUUUUACAAGUGGCAGACAUACCAGACCCAAAAAAGAGGGUGAGAGAGCUAGGCAGAUUGGUGUCGCUUCUCCCGAUUGCCAAUUACGCACUCCUUAGGGCAUUGGUUUCGCAUCUUACUGAUGUUGUGUCGAGUGAGGAGAUCAACAGAAUGUCACUGAGAAACGUUAGUAUCGUAUUCAGUCCGACUUUGGGUAUACCAGCUCCACUGUUUGGUUUGUUAUUGACUGAGUUUAAGUACGUCUUCAACGUUGGAGAUGGCGGCAAACCAGUGCCUUUGGAGGAUCAGUCUACCGAAGAAGAGGAUAAUGAUAAUGAUAAUGACGACGACAAUGACCAUGUCGAUAACGUGGAUUCGAUAGCAGAAUCACUUGCAGAAUCAUUCGUUUCAACUGCUAAACCAUCAUUCGAAACUACACCGACAGAAAUCAUGGAAGAUGAGACGGUGGAUGUGGUCAUGCCAGCACCUAAGGUCAACACUGAAAGAAAGAGGCCACCAGCACCGCUGAAAAUACCACCACUGAAUGCACCGAUUAGUGCACCACUCAAUCGAACAUUUUCGCCGCCAAUAACGACACCAACGACACCGGCUCGACCAUCGAGACAUAGAAGAAAGAACAGAAACUCAGCGCUGUAUGAGGAUGUAGAUAUUGAUUCAAUAUUAGGGCUACGGCCGAAGAAUAUCCAUGCACAUGAAAUGAAUAAUGACAGGAACAGCAGCAGCAAACAAGAUAACAAAAUGACGUUUGAGGACAGCGAUGUCGAUCCCGCAAUGCCGUCUGAGAGGCUGCCGACGUCGACGCCGACGAAGCCCGGCAUUUUUCAGAAAUGGGAUGAAUUCAGUAUUGAGAAAAUGUUUGCGUCAAAGAAGCGCAAGCCAUUGCCACGGUCCGUGUAUCUCAACAGCCCGCUGCCGCACGAGUCCACGCUGGGGAAAAAGACGUGGACAGAGAAGCUGCUACAUCCGCGAUCAACGCAUCACGUCGGCCCUGGUUGGGUCUACACGACGAAUCAAAUAAUAUCCUCGAAAUACACAAUUCUCACUUUCGUGCCUCGAAACAUCUUGGAGCAAUUUAGGCGUGUGGCCAACCUGUUCUUCCUCGGAAUCGCGAUUCUCCAGUUCUUUCCCAAGUUCUCUACAAUAAACGCCGGUGUCGUUAUCCUCCCGCUUAUCAUCAUCGUCUUCAUUACUGCGUGUAAGGAUGGCUAUGAAGAUAUCAAGAGGCACCAAUCAGAUAGAAAGGUGAACCACUCAAAGGUUAAGGUUCUCAAAGGCAAGUACGGCGAGAGCCGCCAUAGCGAUUACCACUAUCACAACUUCAAUCACAUAGAAGCAAAAUCAAAGACGUUUACAGGUGGUCUUCCAAAGGGCGCUAUGCUUGGUAAACUUAGGCUUAAGAAGAAAUCUAAGAACAGAGACCAUGUUCCUCCCCCAAACCUCCCUGAUGCUGUUACCUCUCUCGACGACGAACUUAAGUUCGAGAGCGAUCAGAUGGGAAGGCACAGCGUAGGCAACCCUCCCGAGUUAAAUGACACCGGCGAAUUCAAUGGUAGGCAGGUCGGUCUCGUUGAUGACCUUGAAAACCCUCGCACGUACACUCCGCCACCGCCUCCGGCGCAGUUGCCCGCAGGCCCCAUCCCUGAAAAUGACGCAGAGGAGGUGGAGGAGGGUGAAGAAGACGAUGGUCAAGAUGAUGCGGGAAAUAGUUGGAGGACUAUGCUAUGGGAAGAUGUUAAAGUUGGUGAUUUUGUCAAGAUUCACAACAACGAGCCAUUUCCAGCAGGUGAGCGCAGGGUGCAAGAAUCUAUUUCCACUUUACUAAUAAGAGUUCUAGACAUUGUCGUAUGCUCGACCUCGGAAGAAGAAGAUGUCUGUUUCGUUGAGACCAAGAACUUGGAUGGUGAAACCAACCUCAAAUCUAGACACGCUAUUCCUCAACUAUCUCACCUCACCAGCCCAGCUGCGAUUGCUAGAGAGUGCCACGGAUACAGAAUCGACAGUGAGCCAGCGGAUGUGAACAUGUUCAGGCUUAAUGCAGCCGUCGUCAAGGAGGACCAACAACCAGUCAAAUGCCCCGUCGAUAUGUCAACUAUGCUGCUUAGAGGUACUGUUCUACGCAACACCAAAUGGGUCAUCGGUGUUGUUCUCUUUACCGGCUCAGACACCAAAAUCAUAGCAAACUCUGGUAUUACUCCGUCAAAGCGUGCCAAGACUGAACGUCUCAUGGAUCCGCAGGUAGGAUUUAACCUGGCGUUGCUUGCGAUUAUUAGCGCAAUUUGCGCCAUCGUCGCCUACACCAUCGAAGUAGACGAUCAGCGGAAUGGAGCGUACUGGACGUACAACGAUGACAGACCAGAUGAUAACCCAUCUACCAAUGGUGUUUUCACCUUCUUUAACGGUCUCAUUACUUUCCAGAACAUUGUGCCAAUCUCGCUUUACAUUUCGAUGGAGUUUGUGCGGACGUGUCAGGCAGGCUGGAUAUAUCUCGAUAAAGAAAUGAGAUAUAAAAAGAACGGUUAUAGGACUGUAGCAAGAUCGUGGAAUCUGUCUGAUGAGCUUGGUCAAAUUCAGUACAUUUUUUCUGACAAAACUGGUACUUUAACUCAAAAUGCCAUGAUCUUUAGACAGUGCUCGAUCGCCGGAAAAGUUUACAAGGCAGAUGAAAAUACAGUCGUUGAAAGCAAAUUGUCUAUAGGACACUCCCCAGACAUUCCAGCAUCGAUAGUCGACAGCGUCACGCCAUUGAAUCAGACUAAGGCGGGAUCAGAAUUCAACUCCUCAGAUGGUCACGAGCCACACGUAAAUAAACACACCACCACUAGGGGGGAGAAUCCCCAAGAAACUGAAGAAGUACCCAAGUUUUUCUCUUCUGUGCUUCAAGAGGAUAUCAGAGGUGGUGUGAAUGAAGAAGCUGAAAAGAAAAGCCAAGAUACAGACGCAUUCCUCACUUGUUUAUCUCUCUGCCAUACAGCAUUAGCUGCUGAAAAGGAAGACGGUACACUUGAAUACAAAGCACAAUCUCCUGAUGAGUCUGCUUUGGUUCAGGGUGCUGCUGAUAUCGGCUACGUAUUCAAGGGUAGAGACAGAAACAUCCUCAAGCUGCAGACUCCAUUCACGGGAGACGGCAUGGAUCACUAUGAGCUUCUCAACGUCCUUGAAUUCUCAUCAGCGAGGAAGAGAAUGAGUGUGGUAAUCAGAAAGCUGUCUCCUAAAAGAGCUCAAAUGAAGAUAGACAUGGCCAACAAUGUUGCCAGGGGUGAACGCAACCCGAAGAUCGCCCUAGAUGACGACGAUGAGGAGGAAAGUGAAAUCAUUCUUCUCACUAAAGGUGCCGAUAACAUAAUUUUCGAGAGGUGUGAGGCGAACGUUCACAAUCAGGGUAUGAAAGAUGCCACUGACAAGGACCUCAGUCUGUUCGCCAGUGAAGGUCUUCGUACACUCUGUCUCGGCUACCGCGUUGUUCCUACAGAAGUCUAUGAAGAGUUCAGUAAGGAAUACAACGACGCAACAGUGUCAUUGGAGGACCGUGAGAACCUCAUCGAAGCUGUAGCCAGCAAGUUUGAGACAAACUUGACUUUGCUCGGUGCGACAGCGAUCGAAGACAAGCUGCAAGAUGGUGUUCCAGAAACUAUCCGUGAUUUAAAGAGAGCAGGUAUUAAGGUCUGGGUAGCAACUGGUGACAAGCUGGAAACAGCGAUAGCUAUUGGCUAUUCCACACAGUUGCUGACAGAUGACAACAAUCUAAUAAUAGUUAGAGGUGGAGAGUACGGCGACCGGAACUCUGCUUAUUCUCAGAUGCGCAGAGCAAUGGAGCAGUUCUUCCCCGGCGAGAAUAUCCCAUCACGUUUGAGGAACCAGCCGCCAGAUAAUCACUAUGAUGGCGGAUCGAAGCGAUCAUCGACUCAAUCACAUGCAAUGUCAGACAUGGAGUCGCUAGUUGGCGCAGACAACGGCCAGCGAGACGGUGGAUAUGCACUGGUCAUCGAUGGCACGGCACUGACGCACGCCCUCUCUGAACCAUGGAGCAAAGAUUUGUUGCUCAAUCUAGCGCUCAAAUGCCAGUCAGUCGUAUGCUGCAGAGUUUCACCGCUACAGAAAGCCCUCGUAGUUCGUCUCAUCAAAGAUAACCUCGAUACUAUGACACUUGCGAUCGGCGACGGCGCUAACGAUGUCUCAAUGAUCCAGGCGGCGCACGUAGGUAUAGGUAUAGCGGGCGAGGAGGGUCUUCAAGCAGUCAACUCGUCCGAUUAUGCUAUCGCUCAAUUCCGCUACCUGAAAAAACUUCUUCUCGUUCAUGGUCAUUGGUAUUACUACCGAAACAGCAACGCCAUCCUUAGCUUCUGGAUUAAGAAUAUUAACGGCGCCGCGGUUCUCUUCUGGUAUCAGUUCUAUUGUGCCUUUUCGACGUCGUACGUUUACGCGUACAUCUAUCUUUUAUUGUGGAACGUGCUGUGGACAAUAUGCCCUCCUAUCGGUCUCGGACUAUUUGAUUCUGUGCUGAGCGACAGAGUUCUCAUGGCUAUUCCUGAGUUGUACAAGUAUGGUAGAACAGCACAGUAUUUCAAUCAUCGGCUUUUCUUCCUUUACGUAUUUGAGGCCAUCGUCCAAUCAACAAUAGUGUUUUUCUUCACAUAUUACGCUUAUCAAUCACCAACUGCUCGCAGCGAUGGGUUUGACGUGUACAUUUACGAAAUGUCGACAACCAUGAUUGUUUCGAUCGUCACAGGAACAAAUCUUUUAAUCAGUUUGAACGCUCGGUCGUGGAAUUGGUGGAUUGCAUUCGGCAUGUUUUUUGGUAUUGUUUUGGUUUGGGCUUUUACUGGAGUCUAUAGCGCUUUGUCACCUCAGCUGGUAUGGACGAACGUAUGGGGUAACGAUUAUUUCGUCUUCCACUCCCCCUUGUUCUGGUUCUGCGUGAUAUUCACAGUCAUUUUCUCGUUGAUACCGAGAUAUCUUUUCAAAGCGUACAAGUUUCAAUUUCACCCAGAUGAUAUUCACAUUAUGCAAUACGUACAAAAGAAGGACGAUAAUCAUGACUUUGAGAACGACCCAUUGAUGCAGUCUCAUUUGCAGAAUGCGUACUACGAAGAUUCGGAGUACCCACCAAACAGACCCUCUUCAGCCAGAUCGGGGCAGAGGAUAGACAUGAGGACGGGAGAGAGAUCAAGCGGACGGAAUGCGACAUUCAACUUUGAUCAAGAAGAGAAUGGAUAUGCAUUGCAAAGAUUGCAAUCCCACCUCAGCGAGACGUCCUCUCAAUUCCACCGCAGACCUUCGACGCACGACGCCCAAGCUCGGAAACGUAAGUUGAAGCGCAAGAGCAAAAACUGGACAUCCCGAACGGUCGACUCAUUCAAAACUGCGAUGCCAACAAUGCGUAAAACCAAAAAUUCUUAA
Molecule: messenger RNA, 7494 nt
Organism: Wallemia ichthyophaga EXF-994
Lineage: Eukaryota; Fungi; Basidiomycota; Wallemiomycetes; Wallemiales; Wallemiaceae
Product: Putative phospholipid-transporting ATPase C24B11.12c
Exons: 7
Coding region: 1-7494 (2497 amino acids)
Biological process (GO): phospholipid translocation; signal transduction
Cellular component (GO): plasma membrane
Molecular function (GO): phosphatidylinositol binding; ATP hydrolysis activity; magnesium ion binding
Source: RefSeq, a predicted model, not a curated record